This is a messenger RNA of Spodoptera frugiperda (fall armyworm), 1511 nucleotides long. Its product is annotated as protein obstructor-E. NCBI's taxonomy places the organism in Eukaryota, Metazoa, Arthropoda, Insecta, Lepidoptera, Noctuidae. The coding region runs from base 112 to 798 and encodes 228 amino acids. Gene Ontology annotation, cellular component: extracellular region. Gene Ontology annotation, molecular function: chitin binding. The record is from RefSeq and is a predicted model, not a curated record. The transcript is spliced from 5 exons.
GAUACCGCCACCAACCCGAGUUCGGCGGGCGGUUGGCCGUCUGCGCGCGCGUCGCCAGUGCUACCGGGCCGAGUACGACGCGCACACGUCGUGACACACACACAAGCAAACAUGAGGAGUAGUGUACAGUUCGCGGUUUUAUUCGCCUGCGUGGCUUACGCCAGCGCCGGUAUCCUGUUGGAGCACGCACCCGCGUGUCCAGAGCAGUAUGGAGUUCAGGCGUACGCACACCCAGAGCUCUGCGACCAGUUCUUCCUGUGCACCAACGGCACCCUGACUGUGGAGACCUGUGAGAAUGGCCUGCUGUUCGACGGCAAGGGCGCCGUGCACAACCACUGCAACUACCACUGGGCUGUCGACUGUGGCAACAGGAAAGCUGAUUUGACUCCUCUAUCGACUCCCGGCUGCGAGUACCAGUUCGGCAUCUACCCUGACAGCAGCGAGUGCUCCACCAGCUACAUCAAGUGCGCCUACGGUAUCCCCCAGCAGGAGCCCUGCACCCCUGGCCUGGUCUACGACGAGCGCAUCCACGGCUGCAACUGGCCUGAUCUCCUCCAGCCUUUCUGCAACCCUGAAGCUGUCGUCGGCUUCAAAUGCCCAACGAAAGUGCCAGCGAACUCACAGGCCGCCAAAUUCUGGCCUUUCCCUCGCUUCCCUGUUCCUGGAGACUGCCACAGGCUCAUCACAUGUGUGGAAGGCCACCCUCGUCUCAUCAGCUGCGGAGAAGACAAGGUCUUUGAUGACCAGAGCCUGACCUGCGAAGACCCAGAACUUGUCCCUCACUGCGGUCACGCGUGAGAGGAUUCAAGCAACUUUGUAUCAUAAGACGAAAACGAUAGGGAUGAAAAUUGGAUAAAAGUGGGUUGGAGUAUUGGUUAUAUAAAAAAAAUAUAAUUAAUAUUACUUAGUACGUAAAAUGUUUUAGGGACUGAGUAAUAUUAGUUGUUUAUCGUCAAGUCAAAACUUGUAAAUAAUAACUGUUGACCAUGUCUUAAAAUUUCGUACCAUUUCAGUUUUGCCAUUGAUCUACGUAAUUAGUACGUACAAUCAACAAAACUGUUUCAUGCAUAAAAACACACACAUUUCUGAACUCAAACAAUAGCUACGUAACUUUUGAUCAAGUCAAACCCAUUAUGAAGCACUGUUGUCGAUUGUACUUUACUCUCAGUAGCAUUAGACACACGAACAGACCAACAAACGUUUUCGUUUUGUGAUACACUAUUUUUAUAUUAAUUUAAUGUCACAGAAUGAUUGGAAAUAUGUUUCCACCGAGUGCUAUUUAUUCCUUAAACCUAAACUCAGUGUGAUCCAGUAUAAACACGUUAAAAACGAACGAUUUGCCAAAAACAGUUGAUUCGUGAGUGAUAUUAGUUACCAUAGACAAUAGAAUCGUCAAAUUUAUGUAUUUUUUUCAUGUAGAGUUUUUUUUUCUGUAAAUAUUAAUGCUGAUGAAAUAGUGGAAAUGUAAAUAGAAAGUUAUGUGAGAAGAGAAAUAUAUUUAAUUAAUUAAA